Messenger RNA from Hippocampus zosterae (dwarf seahorse), 1317 nucleotides. RefSeq names its product 5-hydroxytryptamine receptor 3A-like. Bases 25 to 1317 code for a protein of 430 amino acids. Gene Ontology annotation, biological process: signal transduction; chemical synaptic transmission; regulation of membrane potential. Gene Ontology annotation, cellular component: membrane; synapse; neuron projection. Lineage: Eukaryota; Metazoa; Chordata; Actinopteri; Syngnathiformes; Syngnathidae. The transcript is spliced from 8 exons. The record is from RefSeq and is a predicted model, not a curated record. Gene Ontology annotation, molecular function: extracellular ligand-gated monoatomic ion channel activity; transmembrane signaling receptor activity; neurotransmitter receptor activity.
GAAAGCGGUCCAUCCCAUGAGUCCAUGCAAGCUGUUUUUGAUUUACAAGCUUUCCGACCAGUGGUCAACCUGAGCAAUCCCACUGUGACCAACAUCUCCUUCACACUGUAUGCCGUGCUCGGGGUGAAUGAGAAGACACAAAUUCUUACAACAUUCUUGUGGCUGAGACUGUACUGGCAUCAUGAGUUUCUUGUUUGGGAUCCUGACAAGUGUGAUGGAGUCUCCAGGAUUUCGCUCCCUGUGAACAAACUCUGGUCUCCAGAUAUCAUCAUCUAUGAGUUCGUUGACGACGACGUCUCCCAAGCUUGUCCAUACGUCUACAUCAACCACACAGGUCACGUUCGCUGGGACAGGAUGCUGCGUCUCGUCUCAGCCUGCAACCUGGAGAUCUUCAGUUUUCCUUUUGAUGUGCAAAAUUGCACUUUUACCUUUGGCUCCUACAUGCACACCAUUCGUGACGUGAGGGUUAGCCCGGCGCUGACCUUCGAGGAGAUGUCCAAGAACUCGAAGCGUUACCUGGAAGCCAGUGGAGAGUGGGAACUGGUGGACAUACUGGGAGAAACCUCCAUCUUGCAGUUUGGGAUUGACGAAUGGGACAUCAUUACUUUUUGGGUGGUGAUAAAGCGACGUCCAAUGCUCUACGUGGUCAACCUGCUCAUCCCCAGCUCCUUCCUCAUGCUUAUUGACAUCCUGUCAUUCUACCUGCCCCCCCACAGCGUGGACCGGGCCUCCUUCAAGAUGACCCUCAUCCUGGGCUAUACCGUCUUCCUGCUCAUUAUGAAUGACCUGCUGCCCAGCACCGCUAAUGGAACACCCAUCAUAGGUAUCUACUUCUCAGUGUGUCUUGCCCUAAUGGUGAUCAGUCUGCUGGAGACCGUCGUCAUUACGAACGUUCUCCACAACAACUCCAUGAAACAUCUAGCGGUCCCACGGUGGGUGAGGGUGGUGGUGCUUCAACAUGUCGCCAACCUCAUCUGUUACCGCUGGGAAGAGGAGCCACAGCCUCCCUCAGUGAUUCAGGAAAAAUCUUCUGAAGCGCAGCGUCCAAUUACCCAAUCCGAAAGCGGGACUUCGGCCGAAAACCCAAUCAGCAAUGAAGGCACAGCCGCGAUGGCCGAGCUCCAGCAGAUCUGUCAGCACCUGGGCGAGCUCCGUGUUCACCUGACUUCCAUGCAGAAGGAGAAUGAGCUGCAAGAGCAAUGGUGCCACGUCGGCUACGUCCUGGACUUCCUGCUCUUCCGCAUCUAUCUCCUGCUCAUCUCCUGCUACGCCCUGGUCAUCAUCUCCAUGUGGUGCAUCUGGAUCAGCCCAGCUUAG